Caenorhabditis sp. 36 PRJEB53466 is the source of this 8602-nucleotide messenger RNA. Lineage: Eukaryota; Metazoa; Nematoda; Chromadorea; Rhabditida; Rhabditidae. The record is from the annotation of a GenBank genome assembly.
AUGGACGCGGCCAAACUUCGUGUCGAAGGCAAAAAGAUGAUAGACAUCGUCGCCGACUACUGGGAGAACAUUCGAUCUCGCAAGCCGCUUCCAGAUGUCAAACCAGGAUAUAUCACUAAUUUGGUUCCUGCUCAUCCUCCGAGUGCGCCGGAAGACUGGGAGAAAAUCUAUAAUGACCUGGAGAAGGUGGUGUGGAGUGGAAGCACCCACUGGAAUCACCCGCACUUCUUCGCCUACUUCCCGGCUGGAAUCACCUACCACUCGAUCAUGGCCGAUAUUCUGAGCAGCGGACUCUCUUCCGUCGGCUUCAGCUGGAUCGCCUGCCCUGCCAUCACGGAACUCGAGAAACGAUCGUUGGAUUGGCUCGUCGAGUUGAUGAGUCUUCCGGAAUACUUCAAGAACUCGCACCCGGGCCCCGGAUGCGGAAUCAUUCAGAGUUCCGGCUCCGACUCGAUCCUCAUCGCCAUCCUGACGGCCAGAGCGAGCAAAGUGGAGCAGAUCAAAUCGGAGCCCACGUUAUACCAAUGGCUGGCAGAAACGAGUGUCGCAAAGUCGUUGCGCAAUCUGCUCUACUGGCACAAAGUGGACCGUCCGAGCUAUGAUUCUACCGACGUCAUCACUCCGUACUACCACGAUCCGACGGUCUUCCGAAACUUUGUGAUGUACUUCUGCGACCAGGGACAUUCGUCGAUUGAGAAGGGAGGAAUGCUUGCCGGAGUUCUCUUUCGCAAGUUGAAAUCCACGAAAGGCUACCUCGGAAAUUACGGACUUGACCCGGAUGUUCUGAGGAGUGCUAUCAAGGUAUUGAGAGUUUUCUUUUGAGUCGGAGACAUUCGGAUAGUUUCCAGGAAGACCGUUCUCGCGGAUACGUUCCGUUCAUGCUGGUGUGUACUGUCGGAACGACGAACACUUGUGCAGUGGACGAGGUCGACAAACUGGGACCGAUCUGCAAGAAAGAAGGGCUUUACCUACACGUGGAUGCCGCGUACGCCGGUCAGCGAAUGCCCUCCUUCGCUCGCAAAAUUCAGUUGAUUUCAGGUUCUUUCGCCUUCUGCAAAGAGUUCAAAUAUCUGAUCAAAGGUCUCGAAUACACCGACUCGUACAAUCUGAAUCUGCACAAAGCGGGAAUGAUUAAUUUUGAUUGUUCGCCUCUGUGGUUCAGAAACGGAACGUACGCUUCCCGAUACUUCAACGUAGACGCCGUUUAUUUGGCACACGAGUAUCAGUCGACGGGCACGGAUUACAGAGUGAGCAGCACAACUGACUACUUGAAUAGGAGAUUGUUUAGCAUUUGGAAGUCCCGCUGGGCCGUCGAUUCCGAUCUUUGAAAGUGUGGUUUACGCUGCGCAAUCUCGGAGUUGAGAAGAUUAGAGAGUAUCAACGAAACGUGAGAUUUUGCUGUUUCGGUUGGCCUUCAUGGGAAUUGUUUACAACUAGAAGACGAAAUGAUCGAAUUAAGCGGAAACCCUAAUGAUUCAGAUGUGCGAACUCGCGUUGUUCUUUUCAAAGAUCAUCGUCGAAGACGGAAAGUUUGAAUUGUUCACUCCUCCGCAUCUCGGAUUGGCCACUUUCCGUCUCAAAAACGUAGUUAAAUUGUUCGUUAACCUGACAAAUAUUCGUAUUUUGUAGCACUCCAACGCCGACAAUGAAAGAUUGUGCACGGCAAUCAACAGAGAUCGUCGGAUCCAUCUGGUGCCUGCGACGGUAUCCGUUUUCUAACCACGUUCCCUUCCACGUUCCCUUUUUUCAGGUCAAAGGCAUCUUCAUCCUUCGCAUUUCCAUCAACAGCCCCAUUUCGACUGAAGAAGACAUCCGUUUUGCGAAGAAAGUCAUAUUCGAGAUUGCCAACGAUCUGUUCAAAAAGUGAUUAUGGCAUUAGCGAAUAAGAUCGUAUUGACACCUGUCGCCCUGCAAUUAUACGAUUCUGCGCGAAAGUUUACGCAACACGCGUAUCGGUUACGCGGAUUAGUGUUCCCGGACGGACGAGAUCGGCUGCCUUCUCGCACGCAUCCGCGCGCGCGGAUUGUUUGGACAGCACGCCGAACUUUCUGAGCUUGCUGAACUUUUGGCAACUGCUCGGUGCGACACGCGAACUCUGCAAAUUGCAUCUGUCCCGCGCUGAACUUUGGAAGCCGAUUCGAUGCGGAGAAUACGGAGCAGUUCCGUGUUGCACUUUGUCGUUUCCAGGUAUCAGGGGACGGAUUAGCACGUGAAUAGGGCGGAAGACGAGGGGGAAGCUGAGCGGUGACUGGCACAGCUUUAUUUUUGUCUCUUGGGCGAUUAUCCCUAUAGACGGAUGGAGCGUUUCAGAACUUUCCAAAACUUCCAAAUAUUUGCGAACAAAUGUCCUUCCAGCUUUAGCAUUCGGGUGUGUUUUCGAUGUUUGCCCGCUACGGUAAACACGGGGUGGCAAAGUGCAAAACUCAUCGAACCACUACGGUAAUCUCGCUUCACUGAUACUUCUCAUUCGAGCGAUAUUGUCUCCAAGAGAACUGGAGAACUGUAGUUUGGUUGGCGCACCGAUACUCACACUCGUCUUCUCAUUCUCGUGGCGGAGGAGGAUGCGUACCGAUCGUAACCAAUUGAAAAGAGUGUUCAAUGAGUGAACGACCUCUCCCAUCCGUGCCUUCUUCCAUCCCCCUCACCCAUCCUCUCUAAGCUUCGCAUAAUCUGGUCACAUGCCCCCCCCGUCCCUCUCUCUUUUCAAUGCGCCUGAUGCCUGGUCGGCUGAAAUUCCAAUUUUUCGCUGCAAAUCGAACAGGCAGGGGCGAAGAGGCAGAGCGAGAGAAUCGGACGAGAUGGGCGGUGUGUAUGUGCGUGGCCCCCACGGCCCUCGGGGGCGCAGAAAGUGAAAGCUGGCGACGAGACGCAGACCGUCAAACAUUGAAUUCCGCGUGCCCGUCGGCACCCUCCGCCGCCCCGUACUCUAUUUCGAUAGCCUUCUCCCAACACCCCGAACAGCUCACAAACAGCCACCACACCGAGUAGAUGAUUAGAGAGGAAAUGCGCGAAAAACGUGGAGAACAUCUCAACCGCGUUUCCCGUGCACUUGCUCUCGGCUCCCAUAGCAACUACUCGCUUCCUUCUUUUUGUUCCUUGUAUUCUCCUUCCUCUCCUUCUUUUUCUUCUUCAUCUUACUUCCUCUUCUCCCCCGACGCUUUUCUCCUUCUUUUUCCAACCAACCUUUGUGCUGACAGAUGCGCCCAACAGCUGUUCUGUUUGACUCCUCUCCGUCUUGUCCGUCCGCUCCGCACUUUUUGACCAUAUCAUUUCGCAUCGUUCUCCCGCAUUUUAUCGGUCCCUCUUUUCUUACUGUACUCAAGCCGAUCACCGAAGAAGAGAAAAAAGAGAGAGAGAGAGAGAGAGAGUUCCUUUUCCUUCUAUUUUUCUCUUUUUCGAGGGCAAAUUGGAUGAACAAAAGCAAACAAGUCGUGAUGUUUGACCUCGAACCGGAAAACCCCGCGUUUUAAUGUAUGAUUAUUCUGUAGCCGGCUACUGCUUCAAAAAUCAUUCUCUUUUUGUCAAGGGCAUCGAAUGUGAAAAACACGAUGACCACUUUCGGAGAGUCGAGGAAGUAUACUGUAGUUAUAAUUGGGUUAGCCGGAGUGUUCCCUACGAGCACUCAACUAUUCCUAGUACAGUAAUUGGAUAAUCUGAUCGUGGUGACGAGCAGAAAUCCGCGGAUCCCACAAAACAACUUUGCGGAUUCAACAAACAAAGAGUCAGUAUUUGAACCCAUAAAUUCCGCAUUCCACAAAAAUAAUUUUCAUUUCCGCGGAAAUCUGGUUACGAGUCACCGCCAACCAUUGACCAAGUUAGUUUCCCUUGUUGCAAUCGCGCAAAUUUCUGCGCAAGAAAUCCACCGAAGCGUCUCUCAUUUCGGCUGAUCCUCUCGAGCUUAAAGAUAAGUUUCAGAGCAUCGAGGUGCAGAUGUUUGAUGCGAGUCGGCUGGCCCAUACCUCAAACAAACCACAACAGCCAAUUAGAAGUUGCGCGCUGAAAGAAGAACUUUCAAGUCGGUUGCCGCCCUACUCGGCUCCCCAGCACAAGGUGUGAGCCACGCGCACGAGCCCUCCUCCCAACGCGUGCUCUCUCCAGAAAGCGGCAGAAGAGCUUUGGUCUCUGCGGGCUGCAACCACGGGCUCGCGGUGUCACAUGGAAAUUCGCAGUUUCGCACUCGUCCAACUUGUUUUGUUGUCAAAAACGACACGUUCCAGAAGCGAGUGAGCUCACGCCUUCUUUCGAGCAGAACUGAUUCGCAAUGAGUGAGCACGCUAGCGAGAGAGAGUUGUUCUGAGAAGGGCGGCCGCCUUUUGGAAUCACUCACAUUACACAAAACACCGGUGACGAAAGCAGAAAAGAGAGGUUGUCAGCGGGAUCAUUGGGAUGCGAGUUGGCACAAAGUGCACGGGGUGAUACGAAUUUAAAAAGAGACAUGUCACCGAGUUGUACAAUUUUGUUAAAAAUAGACACACGCCAGCUUGUGCGUUGUAAUCAACUGGCCCCGAAGUUUCGAGUCUCGAGACGGAAAUAACCUUUUGUCCCCCGUGGUCGUCGAUAAUGAAGCGAGAUGACUUUUUAAUGAGUCCGAUCCCAACAUUGGCCCCACUCAAAAUAACUUGUUUAUUGUGCUUCUCCGGCUCUCCGGCUCUCCCUUUCUCUCCUCCUGCUUCCUCUCCCUUGCUCGUUGUUUGUGACAAACGGAUGACUCGUUAAACCCUCCUUCUACAUGAGUCCGAUCCGUUCGGGCACCUCUCCCUCCGCUCUUCUCCCGUCCUUUCGCCACGCCCACUUUCUCGAGCCGACGCGCUAUAAAAGAGCGACCGACGGCCCGAGCUUUCCGUGCUUCUGUCCUCCUUUUUUUCCUUCUCAUUCCACUCCGCUAUUCGGCGGCGUUGCCACGUCACGUCACUUUGCAAAACCGAGUGUCAUUUGUUUUGCCACUUGUCAACAGGCACGCGAAACGCACGGAGGUGCAAGUGAUAAGGGUAGAAAGUGACCAGUGUGCUCCGUCGUUGGCUGCUCUUCCUCUUUCUCCUCCUCCUCCUCCUCCUCUUUUUCCAUUUCCUCUUGCUCUCGCUUCUUCGCCAUCGCCUCAACUGAUCGAUUCGUUUUCAGAAUGAAUCAGACUGAUCAGAAGGGGACCGUCCGCCUCAAGGCGUUCAUCUUGCUCGCUCUCGCCACCGCCGUCCUCGCGACCCCAACUCCGGCCACGCUGGACGACAGAGUGACACGCGUUCUGACUGAAACUGCCGAGAAAGAAGUGAGCGAAACGCGGCGAUGCGUGAGAUAAUCACCAAUAUUUCAGUGGGUGAGCGAGCUCGUCAAGAGAACAUCUGAUGGGUCGAGUGAGGCGAAUGCGAAUGAGGACUUGGCCGAGAAUGAGCAACCGCCGCACACGUCGAUGUCGACCGUUGAAGGCGAGGAAGAAAAGUUCCUCGAAUGCUAUGUAAGUCGGAAACAUCGGAAACACUUGUUCUCAGUUAAUAAUUUGUCAUUCAGUCCUACGACGAUGAUCAAUGUAUUCGAAAUGGAGAGUGUGCAAUCACUAAGGAGAUCUGCGGAGCCGACAAGCAUCUCAAGUUCUUCGGAUGUCUCGCUGUUUUCAGCUGGGACAAGGAUGACGUUGUGAGUCGACGUGGGCAUGUUUUGUGUUCUUCUGGUCACGAGGCCUCAUAUUGUUUCAUCCGUUAUUCAUGACCGACUUCCGGCAUUUCGCUUCUGACUUCUGACAUUCUGACUUUCUUGUGACAGGGAUUAUCGCUCUCGUGAUUCCGAAAUUGUAGAACGCUUUAGGACGUUUGAUUUGGCGUUGGGUUGUAUUGUGAACGCCAGCCAAAGUGAAUAACAAGAAUCAGAUACACUUUCAGUACAACGAAACGAUCAAACACGUAAUCGCCACGAAGAAGCACAUCAGAAAGCUCGGAUGUAUGCAGUUCCAGGACGACCAGUACAUGAACUGUUUGGAGACGUCUCGGGUGAGUUAGACGUGCUUCUGACGAAGGAGACUUUGAGGCUUUCAGUGUGUGCAAGAGCCGCCGUUUCGCAGCGGAAUCUCGAUGUGCUGCUGCACGGAGUCGGACUGCAAUGCCGACGGACUCAUCUCGAUGAAAAAUCCGGCGUUUAAGGGUCAGUCUACACCCGCACUUUUGUCCCCGCACAUGUAACUCUAGCCAACCUUCCUUGUUUAUACGCGACCGCUAUCAGUGCUCACUGUCGUCGUAACCACUUUCUAUCCUUUCGAUCCCGACUCGCUUCAGCAUGUCAUAUCCCUUCUAUCCGUUAUGUGCCCCCUGUUAUUCACCUUUUAAUUUUCUUAUCUUUCGUUCUGUUCGUGGCUUCGGCGAGUAAACCACUUUUCUUUUCUCUCUUCGUUUUUCAUUGCGUUCUGUGUUGAAAGCAAGAGCAACAAGAGCAGAAGCACCACGGGCACCUACCUCACACAAACACACACGCACACGCACACAUCACACAAAAUACUUGACGACGUCACCAUCAAUCCAUCCGACACACACACACACACACAAUGUUUCAGACCAGUCAUCUUCGCGGGACUCGUUCUUAUGGAUGACGACUCCGUUCUCGAACCAGGACGUCGACUCUUUAGGUGGGCGGAAGGGGAACCGUGCCACGUCAUCGUGCUAGAAAGGGGGGUAUUUGGGAUUUAGCACCGCUUCUUUCGGGGGGAAAUGAGUAGUUGUGCAGCAAGUAUGAGCCAACAACAAAACGUUUCGUAGUUGCUGCACAAUAAAUCAAUCUGAUUACUUUCUUGAUUUUCAGACGCGUAUCCGAUCUAUUGGCUCGUCACACUCGUGCUCGCGGGCAUCUUCCUCGCCGCUCUUGUUCUGUUGGUCAUCUUUGCCUGGAAGUCACAGCAGAAGAAGAAGAAGAGAAAGUUUAACACGGUGAGAGCCCCUGCUCUGCUCGGGAGGUAAACAUUUUCUUGCAGGAGAGAACGAGUGUAGUGGAGGCCGGCAACACUCCGCUCGUGGACCAGACCUUGCUCGAGUUGCUCGAAACGCCCAAACCAUACAGGCCACCAAUCACUGACUUCAAACAGAUUGCAUGUGGCCGAUUCGGAAGGGUUUACAAGGCGAAGUGGACGGAGAACGGAGUGUCGCGUGACGUGGCAGUCAAGAAGCUGAAGUUGGGCGAUAAAAUAUCUUUUGAUGCGGAGAAGCAGAUCUACGACGGACUGAUAUUGCUGCCAAAGUGGUACCCGGGCGUUCUUCGUUAUUAUUACGGGGAUAUUGUCGGAAAUGAAUACUGGAUCGUGACAGAGUUCCACGAGAGACUCAGUCUUUACGAGCUCAUCACCAAGAACAUCAUCAGCAUCAGUUCUGCGAACCGAAUCAUUCUUACGAUGCUCGACGGCCUCCAAUUCCUGCACGACGACCGCCCAUUCUUCUUCGGCUAUCCCAAACUGCCCAUUAUCCAUAGGUCAGUUGGCUGCAAAACAGAUUAUUGGCUUACGACCCUGAGUAUAUGUAUCAUCUCUUUCGUAUUUUGAGAGCUCUGCCGCAAAUCCUAGUGAUAAAAGUCACGUCCGACCGGGGCGUCGUUUUGCUGAUGACGAGAGUACGUAUCUUGUUUUUGCAGGGACAUCAAGUCAAAGAACGUGCUGGUGAAGAGGGACAUGACGGCUUGCAUUGCGGACUUUGGACUCGCCCGCCUCUACAGAUUUGACAUCGAGGCCAGCGAUCUACUGGGACAAGUGGGCACUCGCCGGUACAUGUCCCCGGAAGUGCUCGAGGGCGCCACCGAGUUCACGGCGAACGCGUUCAAGUCGAUGGACGUCUACUCGAUGGGACUGGUUACCUGGGAAGUGAUCACCCGAACCAAAUUGGAUGAAAACGACGAGGUACCCGAUUACCUGCCUCCUUACGAUAAAGUCGGAAGCAAUCCCGCCAUAGGAUACAUGCGCAACCACGUUGUAAGUAAGAAAAUGCGACCGCCAUGGAGACAGGAACACCGUGAUCACGCGCACGUUUCUCGUCUCUUGAGGGUGGCCGAGGAGAUGUGGGAGGCUGAAUCUUAUGCUAGAAUUACUGCUGGCUGUGCUUUCGCGCGUGUUUGGGAUAUUGUGAAGAAUCCGAACGAUGGAUCGGAGGGUUAUGGCAGUAGUGACAGUGUGAAAGGAAAGGAUAGUGACGACGAGGACGAGAUUGAGGUGCUGAACGAUGAGGACGAGGCGAAUGACAGCGAAGAAGAGCCGGCACUGCUGCCGAGCUACAGACCCGAAGACAUUGAGGAGAUGGUGAAGUACCACAACUCGCCCGAGACGAGAGCCCAUCCCACUCCCGAUCCUUACCUCGACAACUGUCCUCCGAUCCCGCCACUCCCGGAUAUCUCAGAACUAGGUGAGGAACAAUGACUAGAAUCCAAGGCUGGAAACAUUCUUUCAGGCGUCGCAUUCCCAGAACCGGAUGGAGAAGAGGGCGAAGAAAUUAAGGAGCAGACAUCGUCGGAAUGGUCUCCUGUGGAGAAGAUCUUCGACAUCCAAAAGGCGACAUGGUUCACCAAGGAACAAGCUGAGCAAGAGAAGGAAGCGGAAGAAGUGAACACUCGAGCCUCGACGCCCACGCCUUCUGGAUCUCUGUAG